AACAGCUGUUUGUGCAAUCCAGUCUGUCAAAUAUCUCAUGUCCAAAAUAGUCAACAUUCUGCAGUUUGGUUUGGUUUAAUUCCAAUUUAGAAAGCCAAAAACAAUAAGUUAUUCUUUCUUGAGUUAUUGAAAAGGUGCGCAAAAUGGACACGCCUCAAAUGGACAGCCUGCAGCUGCUACCGAGCGGUGAUCCGUGCCGGCUGUGUUUGAAAAAGUGCGAACAAUCCUACGGUCUGUACGUGAAUUCUCCGGACGGCUUAAUGAGGGAGCUGCCGAAAAAAAUUCUGGACUGCAUAGCGCUGGAAAUUACCGACGACGAGCCGCAGAUCUUCUCCAAGCUGGUGUGCAGCGAUUGCGUCUACAAGCUGGACUAUUUCUACGAGUUUCGGGAAAAUUGCCGCAAGUGUCAGGCCUUCUUCAGCGAAAUGUUGAUGUUUUGCCAAGCGGAAGCGGCUAUCGAGCGUCAGCAGGAGCAACAUCACAUUCAUGACGUGCACCAGCAGAUUCUGCCGGAGAUCAACUUCCCUGGGCACGAUUUCAUGCUGGACGGAAACACCAACAAGGACUACGAGUACAUCAUUCAAAGCCUGGAAAAGGAGGACAUUUCAUUUUCAGCCAACGUGGAGGCUCUUAAAUUGAAACAGGAGUUGGAGAUUUCGAUACAGCAGAAUCAACAGGAAGACGGAAAGUAUAUUCCCAUGGGGGAACCGUCGGAUCCGGGUGGGGUCAUGCCCAGCGAGGAAACGUGCUUCAACAAUUUGGAAGCGAUAGUGGAAUCGAUUGCCCAGCAGAACGCCUCUGUUGGGUAUGCGAUGGCGGAUAAUGUCCCGGAUGACGAUCUCGAUUACGAUGAUUUCGUUGGAAUUGAAACCGUCGAUGACAACAGGGAUGCUUCUAUUUCAGAGAUACAACUUCAACAGAUCACUGAAGAACCACCCCCAAAGUAUGAACCCGCCGACGAAAUCGUUCCCCUCCCAUUGGCUUCCGAUGAAAUCCCAGUGCAAGUCGCACCCAUAGAACCGGUCCCAGUGGAGGAGCCACCCGUCCUACUUCCGCAAGCCCCAAACGAUCGCACCUGUGAUAUAUGCGGGAAGGUUUGCACAACCCGGACCAAACUGAAGCUCCACCGCAAUACGCAUCUCAACAUUACUCCGUACAGUUGCCACGUCGAAGGUUGCCCCAAGGCAUUCAAAUCGAAGAAGGGCCUGGACGAGCACAUGGCCAACCAUACCGGAAAUUUCGCUCUCUCCUGCAACAUUUGCGGCAAAGGCUUCCUGAAGCAGAGCAACCUGACCAGCCACCUGAGGACACAUUCCGACGAGAAAUCAUUCCGGUGUAACAUUUGCAAACAGGCCACCUUCAAGAGCAAGAAGGCUCUCCAGGAUCAUAAAAACCGCCACCUCGGACUGAAACCGUUCGAAUGUGGCCAGUGUGGCAAGCAGUUCACCAAUCGGUAUUUGCUGCAACAGCACGAGCUGGUCACCCACACGGGAGUUCGGUUUCCGUGUCCCCAGUGUGACAAGACGUUCACCUGUAAUAGCUAUCUGAAAGUGCAUCUGCGCAUCCACCAGAACGAUCGGCCCUUUGUGUGCGAGGUGUGCAACCGAGGUCACGUGACCCGGAGGGAUUUGGAGGUGCACAUGACGCUGCAUACGGGGGAGAAGAAGUUUGUCUGUGAUGUGUGCGGUAAGGACUUUGCACGGUUGAUUGCGCUGUCCUUCCACCGCCGGAUACACGAGCCUCGGGCGAAGAACUCGGAGGUUCAGCUGUCCCUGAGUUGAUGUUGAAUAAAUUGUUGGCUUGCGAA
This is a messenger RNA of Aedes aegypti (yellow fever mosquito), 1807 nucleotides long. Its product is annotated as zinc finger protein 239. The record is from RefSeq and is a predicted model, not a curated record. Gene Ontology annotation, cellular component: nucleus. Bases 144 to 1781 code for a protein of 545 amino acids. The transcript is spliced from 4 exons. Lineage: Eukaryota; Metazoa; Arthropoda; Insecta; Diptera; Culicidae. Gene Ontology annotation, molecular function: zinc ion binding.